AUGGCCCACGGGUUCGAAGUCUACCGGGUUCCAGACCUUAAUGUUGACGUCGAAGUUGCUCUCAGGAAGAGCGCCGAUGACUUCAAGGGACUGCUCAAUGAUAUCCAUGUCGAUAAGAUCGAAAAGACUACCUUCUCCGAUAUAUGCCGAAGUCUUAGCGCUAUUCAAUUCCAGCAACAAGAAAAGAAGACCUUGAUGAAUCUCAACAGGAUUGAGUUGUUCCUUAGCGGCAUGCACUCAUUACAAGACGUCCUUAGAGGUAGGGGCAUGGAAGAUGUCGAUGGUAUCAUGGCAUUUAUCUGGGGUCCAAUGAGGUUUCUACUUGAGACCACCAACGUCAACGAUAAGGCAUUUGAUCACAUACUCGACGUUUACCAACGACUUGGCAUCCAGAUUCUUCCCCUUGACGAAUACAAGCAAUUCUUCGCAGAGUCGGUCAAUGGCAGAGUAUGCCUCCUCAAUAUCUACAAGGACGUCGCCGAGUUCCACAAAACCGCAUAUAGGUUAUUUUCUCUUCGCAGCUCGUUAUGGGGUAAGCUAUACAAAGCGACAUGGAAAGAUCUAGGAUCGACCUUCGAUCACCUAGCAGCGAGCCUCAAACUCCACGCAGACUUCAUUCGAACCCACGGAGAUCGAUAUGCUUUGCGCGUAGACUCAGGCUUCGAAUCACCACAAGACAACACUCUAUUCGACCAUAACAACUUCCGUCGCAAAUCUCACGAGUACAUGGACAGGUACCGCCAGCAAUGGAAGGAUUUCAGAGAUAAUGAAACAGCCAGGAAGAGGGAGCAAAAAGGCAAGGUCCUCAACUGGAUCGCCGUGCCUAAGACGCUAGAGAAUCUACACAAGAGCUUCGUCAAGAAGAGAGAGCCGUGUCCUGAGACCGGACGCUGGCUUUACACCCGUUACGACGAAGUCUCGAACUGGAUGCGCGAGGACAUUCCCAAUGUUUCUGCCCUUUGGUUCCAUGGCAAGAGAGGCAUGGGCAAGACCGUAUUGUCGUCUCUCGUGAUUACCCGCUUGGAAGAACUCAUCAGGACCAAAACCAUACCCUCCGACGUGCAGAUUUGCUACUUCUACUGCCGCGAGGACGACCCUGAGCUGAACACGUAUUUUGGAAUAUUAAGGGGCAUCAUCCACCAGCUUAGUCCAGGCCACUGCAGCAACAACAAUGGGUUUAUACUCCCUCUCUGCGACGACAAGAUCUCAAGUAGCGGUGGCUCGACUCUGUCGACCGCAGAGGGGUGUCUCUCGCUCAUCGAGGCCUUCUUCGAGAUCCACCCCCGUCUGUACAUCGUCGUGGACGGACUUGACGAGUGUACUGGCCGCGUGGAGAUUCAUCAGGCGGUCUCCUUCCUGGUAAGCCAGGUCUCACGUCUUGACGAGAUUAAUCAGGGACAGCUGCGCGUGCUCUUCAUGAGUCAGCAGGCCCCCGACGUCAAAUCGGCCAUGAUGAAGCCUACCGUCAGUCCACUCAUAGGCGAGGUUGAGCUCAAAGAUAACGACAACACGCAGGAUAUACGGACUUAUGUGAGGAGUCGGAUGAACCCAGCAGAGUUGGCCAGAUUGCGCCGACCUGUGAGAGGAAGGAUCAACCCCCGUGAGGAGUUGAUGCCCCCUGGAAACAACUUCAACCUUCUCGAGAGAGACAUACUGCGCAUCGAGGAGGAGGUAUCGAUGCAGAGUGAGGGCCUUUUCCUCUAUGCGGUCCUUGCUGUGGAAUACUUGUUGAAUCAAUUCACCAAGGGAGACCUUCUGCAGAAAGUCAAAUCAAGAAUGCUUCCUGAAGGUAUUGCUAAGAUGUAUGACGAUCUGCUGGGGACUCUCAAGGAGAAAAUGUUGGACUUGUCUGAGACCCACUGGGAAAAGGCCAAGCUGCUCCUCGGAUGGCUGGCCUGCGCUCAUCGCCCGCUCAAAUGGCACGAAAUACAAGCCAUCAUUGCUUUCGACCUCGUGGAAAAUGAGAUCAACUUCGAUCUCCGGAUGAUUCGGAGAGACAACAUCAAUGACUUUCUCGGCUCGCUGGUCGAGGUCUUACCGGGCGAUGAGAUUCGGCUCAUGCAUUCAACCGUCAAGCAACAUCUGGUGGAUAGUAGACACGUUCACUCGAAAUCAGUUCAAUGUGAUCUCGCCAUUCUGUGUCUUCGCUACCUAUCCCUGCCUUGCUUUACGGACGAGAACUACACCCCAGCCGAACGCUAUGAACAGAUUCAACUGGGCUACUUCUCAUUCCAAGACUACGCCGUGCCUAAAUGGUACAAGCAUCUUGAGACCGUCAUCGAAGACUGUCAUGACAUCUUUGCGCCCGACUUCUACGUCGACGCAGAGCAGGGACGGCAGCGUAAUUUCGUCUACGACUUCGACGAUGCCUUACACAGGUUCACACAAGCCUACGAUACAGACCUCAGAAGUCUGACGGACAUACACCAAGAGUUCCCGCAUGAGCAUCUCUUAAACUAUACUCACUUACCAUUCUACACUAAUCUCAUGCGGUUAUGGAACCACAUCUACACACACCAAAAGGAAUCCGUCGACGACCGCAACAAAGCCGGCAUCAAGCGUCUCCAAGACGCCUUCCUAUCUCACCGCACGGUCCUGGAAGAAGAAUACAAGCCGAGCUCGAUUAUGUGCGGACAGGACACAAUUGAGACAUACUACGGCCCCAACCAGUUCAAAUGCGAACGCACGCUCUGCAAAUUCUUCUACGAAGGGUUCAAGACCAAAAAAGAACGAGACUCCCACCACAACCGCCACAACAGACCCUACUCAUGUCGCCUGGAGACGUGCAGCGCGGCGCCCUUUGGCUUCUCGUCCAACAAGGACAUGGAGAGGCACAUGAGGACGUACCAUCCAGAUGACAGCGAAGGACAGACGCCCUUUAUACAGAUGAGCAGGAGGGUUGAGCAGGCCAAGUUCCCGUGCAAGAUUUGUGGCAAGUGUUUCACGAGGAAUAUCAACUUAAAGGGACACAUGAGGAGCCAUUUUGGCGAGAGGCCGUUUGCCUGCUCGAAUUGCGGAAAGGCGUUUGCGAGGUUGAACGAUUGCCGCCGGCAUGAGCGGAUUCAUACCAGGAAAGGCUCCUGA
This is a messenger RNA of Colletotrichum godetiae, 3084 nucleotides long. RefSeq lists its product as uncharacterized. The transcript is spliced from 6 exons. NCBI's taxonomy places the organism in Eukaryota, Fungi, Ascomycota, Sordariomycetes, Glomerellales, Glomerellaceae. The coding region runs from base 1 to 3084 and encodes 1027 amino acids. The record is from RefSeq and is a predicted model, not a curated record.